AUGAGAAGAAAACCCCACCCCGCACUGUCUUUUAAGACAAAGGACGUUGUUCUUGCUGAAGAUAGGCCGAAAACUCUUCUAAUACAAAAACAUUCAGACUUCCUAGCCGCCUAUGGCUUAAAAAAAGAUGAUUACGAAUUUUGUAUGACUGAAUAUUUGCGUAUGUCUGGAAUAUAUUGGAGUCUUACUGCUAUGGAACUAAUGGAUCAAUCGUCAAGAAUGCCUAAAGAAGAAAUCAUAGCCUUUAUUACAUCCUGUCAAGACAGUGAAAGCGGAGGUAUAUCAGCCAGUAAUGGACAUGAUCCUCAUAUGCUGUACACUUUGAGUGCUGUGCAGGUUUUGGCGAUGUAUGAUAGAUUGGAUGCAAUUGAUAAAGAAGGUGUGGUGAGAUAUGUGACUUCUUUACAACAAGAAGAUGGCAGCUUUAUAGGAGACAAGUGGGGAGAAGUUGAUACAAGGUUCUCGUUCUGCGCUGUAAUGUGUCUGUCCUUGCUCCAUAGACUGGACGCCAUUAAUGUUAACAAAGCAGUUGAAUUUGUAUUGAGUUGUAUGAACUUUGAUGGAGGUUUCGGAUCUAAGCCAGGGUCUGAGAGUCAUGCAGGUCUAAUAUACUGUUGUGUUGGUACAUUGUCAAUAUGCAAACGGAUGGACGCCUUAAAAGCUGACGAACUUGCCUGGUGGUUAUGUGAAAGACAGUUGCCGAGUGGUGGUCUUAAUGGUCGUCCUGAAAAACUGCCUGAUUUAUGCUAUUCCUGGUGGGUUAUGUCUUCCCUGUCAAUGUUGAAUAGAAUACACUGGGUAGACAAAAAAAAUUUAGAACAAUUUAUCCUAGCUUGCCAAGACGCUGAAACAGGAGGAUUCAGUGACCGACCUGGCGACAUAACUGAUCCUUUUCAUACCUUAUUUGGUCUUGCCGGUCUAUCAUUAUUAGGCAAUUCUAGCAUAAAAAGUGUCAACCCUACAUACUGUAUGCCUCAAGAAACUAUAGAUAGAUUGAAAUUAGAGCCACAGAUUUUAUAUGUGUAAUUUAAAUACAAUUGUAUAUAUAAUAUAAGUUAUAAAUUAAAAUUAAUAUAUAA
Molecule: messenger RNA, 1079 nt
Organism: Melitaea cinxia (Glanville fritillary)
Lineage: Eukaryota; Metazoa; Arthropoda; Insecta; Lepidoptera; Nymphalidae
Gene: betaggt-II
Product: geranylgeranyl transferase type-2 subunit beta
Exons: 7
Coding region: 1-1026 (341 amino acids)
Biological process (GO): protein geranylgeranylation
Cellular component (GO): Rab-protein geranylgeranyltransferase complex
Molecular function (GO): Rab geranylgeranyltransferase activity
Source: RefSeq, a predicted model, not a curated record